Molecule: messenger RNA, 1785 nt
Organism: Symbiodinium sp. CCMP2592
Lineage: Eukaryota; Dinophyceae; Suessiales; Symbiodiniaceae
Source: the annotation of a GenBank genome assembly
AUGGACGAGAAUCAGGAAGCGAGUCAGGAGGAUCCAGACAGUCCGUUCCGAGGGCCUGAUUCGAAAAAGUUGGAUCAGCUGAGCCGUCAAGGAUCCCUUAGUGUGUUUCGAGAUGUUGACAUGGAGGACCUGGUAGCUGAUGCUGAGCAGCAGCUGGCGUCAGAACCAAAGUACACCUCCAAGAACUUGGAUGUGCCUGCCGUUAUAGUCACCAGUGAGAUCAGUCCCUGGUCGAAGUCGGGUGGCCUUGCCCUCGUCACUGCCUCGCUAGCACUAGAGCUGGCCGGAAGAGGUAGACGCACGAUGGCCAUCAGCCCAAUGUAUGACAAUUUUGCGAACUGCAACUACAUUGCUUCCAAAAAGAUUUGGCUCUUCCACGAUGAGCAUGAGGUGAAGUACUAUCACCUAUGGCAGCCUCUAGAGGCAGAAGGCAGCAAAGGCGUUGACUACGUGUUUGUUGACCAUCCUUGCUACCAUCGGCCCGGAGGUCUCUACUAUAAUGCACAGGAGGGUGUCGAGUACGCUGACAAUCUGUUUCGCUUCGCGCUCUUCACACUUGCAGCCCUGGAGGCUCCAUGCUGUUGUGCUCCCGGUGGAGCUGCAUACGGUGAGAGGGUAAUGUUCAUUGCGAAUGACUGGCAAAGCGCGCUGCUUCCGGUCUAUCUGACGCAUCGGAUGCGACCGUUGCACAGGUUCCACCAAUCUCGCUGUAUAUUCAUUGUGCACAACUUUGGGUACCAGGGGAUCUACCCUUGCAACAAGCUGGUGCCAAAUCCGGCGGGUACUUUGCCCAUCAUCAUGAAGAAUGUGGACAUUCAUGAUUUCGGCUUGAAUGACACCGGCGCUUAUGAGCACAUGAUCUACCAAUAUCCAGACUGGGAGAGGUCAUACGACGGUGACGACGGCAACGUUUGGAACUUGACAAAGGGUGCCGUUUUGACCUGCGACAGACUAUUAACAGUUUCCGAAGGUUAUGCAUCCGAGAUGAAGACGGCUGAAGGUGGUUUCCGGCUCGACGAAUUGGUCAAACAGAAAGAGUUUUUUCUUGGCGGCAUCUUGAAUGGAAUAGACGUCGUCACAUGGAAUCCACGGACAGAUCCUCACCUGGUCAUGCAGUACGAUCUGAGCUCUUUAGCCGAUGGCAAGGCUGCAUGUAAAGGACAGCUUCAGGAACGUGUUGGCUUGCAAGUGGAUGAGAGCGUGGUAUUGGUCUCAUUCGUCGGCCGGUUGACCGAGCAGAAGGGAGUUGACCUGAUCUUGCAGGCAAUCGAGUGGAUGAUGCAGGACACUGGAAACAAUGUCACCGGACACAUCCAGGUUCUCAUGAUGGGCAAUGGUGACGAAGUUUAUGUCAGAGGCCUGGAAGAUGCAGCCCGUCGUUAUCCUGGACGAUUCUCCGGGAUGAGUUUCGAUCCGGUCGUGGAGCACCUCAUGUACGCCGGCAGCGAUUUCCUGCUGAUGCCGUCGAGGUAUGAGCCGUGUGGGCUGCCUCAGAUGUGCGCGCAGCGCUAUGGGACCGUCCCCAUCGUCACGCUGUGUGGCGGCUUGAAGGACUCGGUCGUUGUCGAUCCUCCAGAUGAAGCCACCGGGUUUGGCAUUCUGCCUUUGGCAUUUGACAAGUUCAAAGAAGUUGUGUACAAAGCUUGCGACACGUAUUUCCACAAGAGAGACGAGUUCGAAGAAAUGCAGUGCCGUGGCUUCGCAACGGAUUUUUCCUGGUGUGCUCGCAUCGACGAGUGCGCCAUCAGAGCCAGCACAGGUCGGAAGAUGGCGGAUUUUCAGUAA